This is a messenger RNA of Ipomoea nil (Japanese morning glory), 1275 nucleotides long. RefSeq names its product probable xyloglucan endotransglucosylase/hydrolase protein 30. The transcript is spliced from 4 exons. Gene Ontology annotation, molecular function: xyloglucan:xyloglucosyl transferase activity; hydrolase activity, hydrolyzing O-glycosyl compounds. The coding region runs from base 201 to 1232 and encodes 343 amino acids. Gene Ontology annotation, biological process: cell wall biogenesis; xyloglucan metabolic process. The record is from RefSeq and is a predicted model, not a curated record. Lineage: Eukaryota; Viridiplantae; Streptophyta; Magnoliopsida; Solanales; Convolvulaceae. Gene Ontology annotation, cellular component: apoplast; cell wall.
UGUCUGAAUUCUUGCUUACCAAACAUAACCUAGCCGUGCAACAAUUGAACGCCGGCGUCAUCUUAUAAACUUCCGGCCAGGGGAGGAGGAGAAACCAAAUCAUAUGGGGAGAGAGAAUUCCUAUUAGAAAUAGAUUUUUUUCUUUUUUUAAAUUAAAAAAAAAUCGAAAAGAAAAAAAAAAUCCCAAAGGAUAUGCAAAAAUGGAUUGUAUUCUCCCCUUCUGGGCCCUCCUCUUUAGCAUCGCCACCGCCUUCACGGUGGAGGCGGCGCCGCCGUUUAACCUCUCCGCCAUCACCUACGGGGAAGGCUAUUCCCCUCUUUUCAGCGACUUCAAUAUCGAACGGUCCCGAGACGACAAGAUCGUACGCCUCCUCCUCAACCGUAAAUCCGGGUCGGGAAUAAUUUCCACAGAAUAUUAUAGCCAUGCGUUUUUUAGCGCCAGCAUUAAAUUGCCGUCGGAAUACACAGCCGGAAUCGUUGUUGCAUUCUACACAUCAAACGUGGACAUGUUUGAGAAGAACCAUGAUGAGCUAGACAUAGAAUUUUUGGGGAACAUAAGAGGGAAACCAUGGAGGUUUCAGACCAAUUUGUAUGGCAAUGGCAGUAUGUCUCGAGGAAGGGAAGAGAGGUAUCGGCUGUGGUUCGAUCCAAGCAAAGAGGUGCACACAUAUAGCAUUCUUUGGACUCCCAAAAACAUCAUUUUUUACCUAGACGAGAUGCCAAUCAGGGAAGUUGUGCGCAACCCAUCAAUGGGCGGCGACUUCCCAUCAAAGCCGAUGUCUCUGUACGUAACAAUAUGGGACGCCUCCAACUGGGCCACCAACGGCGGCCGGAACAAAGUGAACUACCGGUACGAGCCCUUCGUCGCCGAGUUCAGGGACCUCGUACUCGAAGGCUGCGCCGUCGACCCCAUCGAACAAAUCCCGUCCACCAACUGCACCGACCGCCACGCCGCCCUCAUGGCGCGCCGCUACGCCACCCUCACGCCGGAACAGCACACGUCCAUGAAGUGGUUCCGCGAGAAGUACAUGUACUAUUCCUAUUGCUACGACGUCGUUAGGUACGCCGCCCCGCCGCCCGAGUGCGUCAUCGUGCAGUCCGAGCGGGAGAUGUUUAGGUCCAGUGGUAGGCUGAGAGAGAAGAUGAAGUUGAAGUUCCAUGGAAGCCACCGGAAGCACCGCCGUGGCCGGAGCUCUAGAAGGUCAAGUCAUGCCGGUAUAGCCCAAAUCUAACUUAUCCAAUCAUUCCACGGAACAGCUCGGACAGCUCAGUUGG